Molecule: messenger RNA, 1674 nt
Organism: Mycena indigotica
Lineage: Eukaryota; Fungi; Basidiomycota; Agaricomycetes; Agaricales; Mycenaceae
Exons: 3
Coding region: 16-1674 (552 amino acids)
Molecular function (GO): protein binding
Source: RefSeq, a predicted model, not a curated record
GCCACCACCGACUGGAUGUGGUCAUGGCUUAUACCCAUAGGCCUAGCGGCUUGGAUGGCUUCCAAUGUCGUUCGAGGCCGCCAGAGGCGUCCAAAAACACAGCGGAUACACCUCGAAGAUCUCAAUGACGAUGUCUUGAGAGCUAUCUUCUCCAAGCUUCAUCCCAUCGACCGCAUCAUCGCUUCAAGCGUAUCACGUCGCAUUCGAACAACCCUAGUCCCAGACAUAUUUUGGAGUGUUCAAUGGCAACCUCCGAACCAAUCUCUCCCAUCCAAGAACUUGUUGCCCUAUGUGCGAACCUUCAAACUUUCCGGAAACCUCCACGAUAAGAGACAAUACACUACUUUGGUCAACCACACAACGCAUGAGGCCAUUGUGGCACAGCUCAACAAUGCGCUUCCCCAACUCACUUUGCUGAGCACGUUUAUCCUUGGCUCAUUCAUGCUUGGUGGCCUUUCCUCAGAGAUUAUGAAAAUCCUGACCCGUCUACCGACCUUACAGCGCCUUACUCUCGAUGCCAGCUGGCUAAAUGACAGUCCAUUCAUCCUCAAUCCUGGCGACUGUGCGACAACUCUCAAAUUCAUUCAAUAUACGACCACGUAUCUCACUCGAUCGAGUGAUCAUGGGGUUAUACGGCGAUCACCAAGAAAGCUGCAGAUUGAGGCUAGCAACAUGCGUCAUCUUCUCGCUGGAUGUCAUAGUACUUUGGAGGGAAUCGUACUUCCCGGAGAAUUGCUCAUUCGUGCAGUCGAUAUCUCCUUACAAUGGACUGCGUUGCGAGAACUCGUCGUGAUCGGACUUUGGCCAGAGGACGUCGACACUACUUUCCAAGACGGUCGUUCGCAAAUGCUUCAGGUUCUCGAAGCUCUUCCUAAUCUCUAUCUGAUACGCCUUGGCAUCUUAGCCCAAAUAAAUGACCCUCAAGACCGCACGAAUAUAAUCGGCUUAACGCAUGCCCCUCCUCAUCAUCCAGCAUCAUUCCUCAGGAAUCUCCGCAUCUUCAAACUUUCGUCGCCUACCGAAGAUGAACAAAUUUUGGCAUUUCUCCCUUCUUCGUUAGAGUGUCUCGCUUUCCCGCGUUACCCGAUAGAGCGCAUGCUCGACACUAGGACUGUAUUCCCCCCAUGCUCUCGCCUUGUCGACAUUCUGAAUCGUGGCCACUUUCCAUCACUCGAAACUCUCGACCUCAUUUAUGUCGUGUCUUCGAUGGCUGAUGUGGAGGCAGAGGGUGCCUUCGUGUCUUCACUUCCCUCCAAGCAUCCUAAUCUAUACUUCCUGUCUAUUCAGCGCCUUUGGAACCAUCACUUGCCAGAACUGGAGGAUCACUGGGAACCAGUCCCUAAAUUCAGAACGUUAUUAUCUCGUCUGAAGCGACUGCGUCAGUUUAAAUUCAAUGCAAGCGUCCCUGAACGCUUCGGACGUUUCCCUUUCAGUGGCCUUCUCGAAGACUACCAUGAACAUAUUGACCGCCUCGAAGUUUUAGCCUGCGCCAUUACCUCCGAGUGUCCGUGGCUCGAAGACAUUGCUAUGUACCGCGAGCUGGGUAGUAAUGUCCUGCUGUACUGGUCAUAUUGGGACAUGGUCGUAGACGAUGAUGGGACGCCGCGUUUGCAACGGCGACAGCAUCCCAUUCCGAGGUCAAGUGCUCCUAGAAAGCAUUAUCAAGUUGUUUAA